This is a messenger RNA of Cydia fagiglandana, 5710 nucleotides long. It is a transcript of the gene ci, whose product is annotated as zinc finger protein GLI4. Gene Ontology annotation, biological process: regulation of transcription by RNA polymerase II. Lineage: Eukaryota; Metazoa; Arthropoda; Insecta; Lepidoptera; Tortricidae. The transcript is spliced from 19 exons. The record is from RefSeq and is a predicted model, not a curated record. Gene Ontology annotation, cellular component: nucleus. Bases 69 to 4829 code for a protein of 1586 amino acids. Gene Ontology annotation, molecular function: RNA polymerase II cis-regulatory region sequence-specific DNA binding; DNA-binding transcription factor activity, RNA polymerase II-specific.
GUGAAUUGACUUGUAGUGACCUGAACUAGUAUGUGUGUGGAUUUUGGGUUAGUGAUGUGUGUGUCUGGAUGAUGCCGGACCGGGACGUGGGCGGGGCGGCCGGGAGCGGGGGGUUCCUGCCGCUGCAGUUCCCGUCGGCCUUCGCUGCGUUCCAUGCUGCGCCGAGCGCGCCCGCCGCCAUGCACCACGCGCAGCACUACCACCAUCAUGCGCAAUUGGCUGCCGCGGCAGCGGCGGCUGGCGCGACCAGCGAACUUAGCUACCUCGCGGCGCUGCACCCGGCGUACCGGCCCGUCACCUACGACCAUCCGCUGUAUGGAGCCAACACCUUAAGAGGGUUAGAGUAUUUGAGCGCGGCUCGGAGUCUUCACCCGGAACUACACGCUGGCAGCACGCUGGCCAGCCAGGACUUUCAACUUAGUUUAGAAGGAUCAAGAAUAGCCUCCCCAACGCGCCUCAGGUUAUCCGGCGGCGCGAUAGGGGCCUCCGCUAACCGCAAACGAGCAGUCUCCUGGAGCCCUUACUCCGCGGAGUCAUUAGACUUGGCGGCGGUGAUCAGGGCGUCGCCGGCAAGCUUGGCUGUUAGGGCGCCUUCGGCUGCUUCUACUGGCAGCUAUGGCCAUCUUAGUGCUGGCGCGAUAUCCCCCGCCCUGUCGCUGUCUCACGCGUCGCUGGCGCAACAGCUGCUGGCGCGAGGCGGCGGCGGCGUGCUGGCGGGCGGAGUACUACUGGAUCCUGCGCACCAGCAGGCGGCGGCGGCGGCCGCGCAUCACGCAGCCCAUGCGCACCUGGUGGCCGGGAUACACAGAUCCCACAUAUCAUCGCCCACGCAGCUCCUGAUGGGGACUCCCGUGGACAUCCGACAGGGCCUGGGCAUGGACGGGUCCCCUCCUCAUCAUCUGCAACAACCGCCGCAGCAGCCUGAAGUCACUAGCAUCAUGGAGGCCGAUAGUGCUUCAUCAGGCAUGACACAGCGGAAGUCGCCACAGAGCCUGAUGCAUCGAGACAACCAUCACAGCAACAAGCCGCUAUCGGCCGCCGCGGAGAGCACGGUCCAUGACGGACUCGACUCGAAAGACGAACCCGGAGAUUUCAUCGAGACUAACUGUCAUUGGGUGGACUGUAAACUAGAGUUUCCCACGCAAGACGACCUAGUAAAGCAUAUCAACACGGACCAUAUCCACGCGAGCAAGAAGGCGUUCGUGUGCCGCUGGGUCGGCUGCUCAAGAGACGAGAAGCCGUUUAAGGCGCAGUACAUGCUGGUUGUGCAUAUGAGGAGGCACACUGGGGAGAAGCCACAUAAGUGCACAUUCGAAGGCUGCUGUAAAGCAUACUCCCGUCUCGAGAACUUGAAGACCCAUCUCAGAAGUCACACGGGUGAAAAACCCUACACCUGCGAAUACCCGGGCUGCGCCAAGGCGUUCUCCAACGCAAGCGAUAGAGCGAAGCAUCAGAACAGAACACAUAGUAAUGAGAAACCUUAUGUAUGUAAGGCGCCUGGCUGCACAAAGCGGUAUACCGACCCGUCGUCUCUCAGAAAACACGUGAAGACUGUUCACGGUGCCGAGUUCUAUGCCAGUAAGAAACACAAAGGUUGCAGUCGUGGCGACGAUUCCGCUGAGUCAGGUGGCGGAGGAGCAGGCUCUUCCCCACGCUCCGAAGAGGGCGGAGUCCCCAUUGGAAUCCGCGGGCACACUUCCUCGGCCUCCGUCAAGAGCGAGAGCCCCGCGUCCCCGCUACCGCAUGGGCUGCAUACUCCAGCGCAUCAGUUAUCAGCUCAAUGUGGCGGAGACUUGGACUUCGGCGGUUCUGGCUUGGGUGGCUUCAGUGACGAAAAUGGCGCUCCUUACUUCAGGCUAGACGGAGAGGUGGAACAAGAGGUGGUGGGUGAAGUAGGCCAGCUGCCUCUGAUGCUGCGCGCCAUGGUAGCCAUCGGCGAGCCGCGGCACCACCACAUGCCUCGCUUGCAAAACAAGAUGGCGGUAAAUCGCCUCAUGCCGCCGGGGCAUGGCGUUGACUUAGGAGGAGCUGCCGCACCGGGCCGCACGGACCUCGGGAACACGAACGUAGGGGCAGAGAUUAAGACGGGGAUGCCGAACACUAGGCGGGACUCUGGGAUAUCGUCUGGCAGUAGCCUUUAUAGUGCAAGGUCCUCAGAUAUCUCUCGUAAGAGUAGCCAAGCGUCCGUGGUGGGCGCGGCGCCGGCGCCGGCGCGCCUUGUGCCGCACGCCGGCGUCUACGACCAGCUGUCUCCGGAUAGCAGCCGCAGAUCUAGUCAAGUUUCAUGCGUGGGAUACGCACCAGCACCAUCCUCAGCUCUCGCCGCCGUCCAAGCUGUCCGGACGUCCCAGGGCAAUCAGGCGGUCCUACUCCGCGGGGUAACUUGUUCGGAGGUGCGCGCUGAGGAGCUGGCGCUCGAGCUGGACCCCAACGUCCAGGUCAAAGAGGAAGCCAGGAGACUCUCGGAACAGUCCAACCUGAGUGAUCAGACGCAGAGCUACCAGCCGUACCCCUGCGGGACUGAUGACGUGGGUGACGCCCCAUUCCCAUUCAAGACAGAGGACGAGCACGAGCCGGUGUACAAGGAGUCGCGCUCCAACUCCACCAGCACGGUGGUCGUCACCACAGCGCAGGUGCACCACCCCAACCAGGAAGUCAACCUCGAGCAGGUCGCAGAAGGAGAAAUGGUGGAGAACAAGCUGGUGAUACCAGACGAAAUGAUGCAAUAUCUUAACCAAUCAAUAUUGGGAACCGACUCGGUAGCACCAGCCAAGAACGACUCCAGCACCCCGCCCGACCCCGAGGCCGACAAGGAACAAGACAGUGCAACCAAAGACAAUGACACUCGCGACCAGAACGCUAACAAUUCUAGUGACAAAAUCAGUGACGUAGCGACCAGUGACGAUUCUCUACUCAAAAAUCUAGGUGCCAUAGGUAGUGAUCUCAAUAUAAGUGAUAUUCCAGUCGAUUUAAGGUCGUUAGACGUUAGCAUGUCGGGCAACAGCGGCUCUUUACUAGCCACGAAGUCGCCCGACGACAAGAACCCGUUACAGGAUCAGGUUAUACCUGAAGUCCCCACCGAACAGUGCGAGGACUAUAAGAAACCACCGACAAGCAAUGUCUCAACAACAGCAAAUCCUUUGCAAUCUUUGCAAUCUAUGGCAGCGAAUCAGCCAGAGCCUAAUAGGAUGAGAGCGAAUCUUCUACCUCAGAAACAAAACACGACGAUGAGUCCAAAAACCAUGGUAAUUACUCCGCAGACGGUUAUGAGUCCACAGACUUUGCCUCAUAGUAUGCUGAGUCCGCAGAGCUUACCUCAUAGCGCUAUGAGUCCACAGAGCGUGAUGAGUCCCCACAACAUUCCCCAUAACGUCAUGAGUCCACCCAGUGUUUACAACGUUAUGAGCCCUCAGAGCGUUAUGAGCGUCAUGUCCCCACAGCACAACGCUAUGAGCCCGCAGAGUAUGCAGAGUUUGAUGAGCCCUCAAAUGCCGAACCAGAUCAUGAUGAGUCCGCGACACAAUAACAUCGGCAGCCCCAUGUCUCAAAACAUGGCCAGUCCAGCCGUUAACAUAGCAAGCCCUAUGAACCAAAAUAUGCCGAGCCCCAUGAGCCAUGGCAUGCCCAGUCCGAUGCAUCCCAGUCUACAAAGCCCUAUGGCACAAAACGUGACGAGUCCCAUGAUGCAAAACAUGCCGCUAAAUCCUCCCCAAAACGCUAGCCAAAACAUGAUGAUGAACAUGAGCAUGAAUCAGCCGCAUAUGCAAGGCAUGCCACCUAACUACCCUCAAAACCGACAAAAUUGUAAUCCUAAAGCCGUUAGUAAAAACUAUAACAACGUACAAAGUCAAUAUCAAAACCAAAACUACAAUCAAGCACCCGCCUAUCCUAUCCAAAACCAGCAGAAUGGUAACAAUAUGCGCCAGCAAAACAUGCAGCAAUAUCAAAUGCAACAAUUUAACCAGAAUCAAAUGCCUGGCAUGCAACAAAUGAGCCAAAAUCAGCCCAAUAUGAUGUACAAUAACCAAAUGAUUCCGCCCAAUUAUCAACAACCGAUCAACUACCCCAAUCAACAGAGCCAAAUGCAUCAAAUGCAAAUGUCAAGGUCUUCAGUGAUGAGCGUGGACAACAGCGGCAAUAUGGCGCGAGGGACUUUAAACAGCUACUGCGAGCAACAGAACCAGUGCCCGCCCAUGCAAAACAAUCAAUACAACCAGAACAUGCAAUAUCCACAACCGCCUCCUUACAAUGCUGUGGUAAAUGCUGCCAAUGUUAUGGGCCCGCCUCCACCUAAAAACAAUCAUCAAUACAAUCAAGCCAUGAUGAAUAACAACCAAUAUUACAAUCACCAGAGACCUUACAUCCAAUGGGACUAUCCCGGUAAUCAGUUCAAUAAACACAACAUGCAAAAAUCCGCUCAGAACUCUGUGAACAUGUCUACUGGAAGCCAGAAGCCGGUGAACGGUGUCAGACCACAGAUCAAUUGCAAUCAGAUGGUCAAGAAUGGAGAACAACAGACUGAUUGCAGCAUGAAUAGUUUAAGAAGUCAGAAUAAUCAGGCCAGCGAUGUUCAGGUCUGGGACAUAUCGCAGUCGCAGAUUGAAGCCACGAAUGCGAGGAAGAAGAAUCAGAACGCUAGUACGAUGCGGCAAGAAACCUAUCAGAGGACGUUAGAGUAUGUUGAGAACUGCGAGAAUUGGAAGAGUUCCGAAAUGGUCUCCAGCAGCACCCAUCCUCUGCAAGGCGGCGACAACAUGGUUGUGAACGAUCUCCAAACAUCCUUGUCUUCAUUUUAUGAAGAAAACCAGUACCUCCAGAUGAUCCAAUAGUUGUAAUUUUAUUGAAUUUAGUGCUAUAUGUGUUCACGUUAAAGUCGAAUUUAGAUCUGAUAAUGGUGCACCUAAAACUAUGGUUGUUAAACUUAUGCAAUGUAGACUGAUUAAUUUUAAAUUUCUAAAUUUAGGCUCAAAUGUUUCAAGUACAUUAGCGUAAAGGGUUUUUGACAAAAGACAACCACAUAAAAUAUUGUACAUAAUGUAAACUUUGUUGUAUGUCUUCCAUCUUAAGUAAGUACAAUAUUGUAUGAGAAUUGAUGCGAUAUUUUUAUAUUGUAGAUUUAUGUUAGUUUAGGAUGUACAUAGAUUGUACAUAGGAUUUUAAGAUUUGCUACAAGGGAAAUUGUGAACAGUGUGCCUUAAAUUUCUACGUGUUUUGAACUAAUUAUGUAGCAAUAUUUAAAAAAUCCUAUAAUUUUUAUAAAGACUCUUGCGGUCAAUAAAUAUUUAGGUGCAACUAAAUUGACUUCACAUGCAAGUGGCUUUUGAGAUUAUUAGACAAUAAUAGAAUCAAAUAAAUAGAACAAAGUCUGUACAAAACAUUUUCUAGAAUUUUUACCGUUUGUUGAAAUUUUAGUGUAACACUACUUAAAUUUAAGUAAAUGUACUUUUUUAAUGUUAGUUUGUAAAAUAAUUAAAGCAAUAUUGUGCUUCGAGACAUCGAAUCUCCUAGUUUUUAGAUUUUAUUAUGAGAUUACUAGACUAAGAUUUUUGUAAGUUUGUUAAUUUUUAUUAUUUAAUGCAGACAAAAUGACCGCACAAAUGAUUGUAAUGAUUGUAUUUCGUAAUAACUUAUUGUUUUUCUGUUCUCGCGACCGCGAACAUCUGUGAACAAUAUUUUUAUGAAACUAUUAAAUAAAACAUCCUAUCAUGAA